GACAUGUGCUUAUUCUAAUUUGUUUAAAAUGAUUUCUGAAAAUACUCAGUCAAAUGAAAAUGUGGAAAUUAAAGCAGAAUUGGAACAACCAAAAAAUCAAGAUGAUGUUUAUGAUUAUUUAAAUCGUGAUGGUUUUACUUCAGAAAUAUUUAAAGUUGAAAUACGUGGAUUACCAAAGUUUUAUGGCAUUAGUGAGUUUAAAAAAUUAAUGAGCGAUAAAUUAUCAUUGGACUGCGUUAAAAUAAAAACUAUACGUCCGGGUAAUCCUUGGGCCUUUGUAUGUUUUCGCAGCGAAGAUGAUCGAAAAAAAGCUCUACAAAAAAUAAAUGGAUUUCAGUGGAAAGGCAAAUCAUUAUCAGCACAUGAAGCCAAACCAGCACCAGACCCUUUGGUCAAGAAAAGAAAACAAUUAGAAGCCAUUGAUCAAGCUACAAAAAAAAUUAAAGAUAAUAUUUCACAAGAUGAAAAACUGAAAAAUUCUACCACUCCAUAUUGGAAUCUAACUUAUACAGAACAGCUGGAAAAGAAGCAAAAAGAAAUUCAAAAUAUUUUAAAGGACUACAAUCAUCAAUUAAAGAAGUGGAUGCAGCCAUCACUAAAAACUUGGCUAGAUAAACAAAAGAAUAAAUACAAUGGAUAUAUUUGUGAAUUAUUAAAUAUAAUUCCAUCGCCAGUGGAAAAUGGAUAUCGUAACAAAUGUGAAUUUUCUAUAGGAUUGGAUGAUGAAAAUCAUUUGCCCACAGUUGGUUUUCGAUUAACUAGUUAUGAUAAAGGUUCCACGGCAGUAGCUCCAGUUGAGGAAUUGAAUCAUAUACCAGACCAAAUGAAAGCUGCAGUAAAAGCUUUUCAAAUAUUCGUAAGAAAUUCAAAAUAUAGUGUAUUUUCACCAGAAGACCACAGUGGAUAUUUUAGGCAAUUGACCAUAAGGAUCUCAAAUUUUACAAGAGAAUUAAUGCUCAUUGUUGGCAUACAUCCUCAGAAUUUGACUGAAACUGAAAUCACAGCAUUCAAGGAGGAUUUGAAAGAUUUUUUUUCAUCAGGUGAAGGAAAAGAUAUUGUAGUCAAUUCUUUAUAUCUGCAAUUUAUUACAAAACGAUCUUCAGGAGAGGCUACUUUAGAUGUUAUACAUAUUAUGGGAACAACUCAUAUAACUGAUCAAAUUCUCGGCCUGCAAUAUCAAAUAUCUCCAGAAGCUUUCUUUCAAGUAAAUACCAAAUGUGCCGAGAUUUUAUAUACCAAAGCUAUAGAAUUAAGUAAACCUACUUCUGAAACAACUUUGUUGGAUAUAUGUUGCGGAACAGGAACUAUUGGACUAUCAUUUGCUAAGUAUUGUGAAAAAGUUAUUGGCGUGGAGAUUGUACAACAAGCAGUGAUUGAUGCAAAGAAAAAUGCAGAAAAUAAUAAUAUCAAAAAUGCUGAAUUUCAUACUGGGCCAGCUGAGGAUGUUUUAAGUUCUGUAUUAUGGGCAACUAAAGAUCAAAAGGAUGUGUUAGCUAUUGUGGAUCCACCAAGGGCUGGCUUGCAUACUCGUGCUAUAACGCAGCUCCGUCGAUGUGUAGAGUUAAAACGUCUUGUGUACAUUGCUUGUAGUCCUCGUUCAGCAAUUAAGAAUUGGAUAGAUCUGUCUCGGCCAACAUCUAAGACUAUGCGUGGAGCACCAUUUCUACCAGUUAAAGCAAUUGCAGUUGAUAUGUUUCCCCAAACUAAACACUGUGAAUUUAUUCUUUAUUUUGAGCGAAUUGAGGACCACACUUUGAAUCAUAUUAAGAAUAAACUAGAUACAGAG
Messenger RNA from Ctenocephalides felis (cat flea), 1786 nucleotides. Its product is annotated as tRNA (uracil-5-)-methyltransferase homolog A-like. Lineage: Eukaryota; Metazoa; Arthropoda; Insecta; Siphonaptera; Pulicidae. The record is from RefSeq and is a predicted model, not a curated record. Gene Ontology annotation, molecular function: RNA methyltransferase activity; nucleic acid binding. Gene Ontology annotation, biological process: RNA processing.